Messenger RNA from Rubroshorea leprosula, 2856 nucleotides. Lineage: Eukaryota; Viridiplantae; Streptophyta; Magnoliopsida; Malvales; Dipterocarpaceae. The record is from the annotation of a GenBank genome assembly.
AAAAUCCCUCAAAACCCCAACCCCUAUACCUCUAAAAUAUUGUAUUUUCAAUUUUUUUUUUUGAGAUUUUUCCAAAUUAUUGUGGGGAAAGAUACCUAAUCUUGAGCUAAAAAUCUUUGAUUGCAACUGGGUUCUUUUUCAAUCGUGAGGUUUAGGGCUUGUUCUGGUGGGUUUUUUUUGGAGGAUCGAUUGUUGUUGAGAAAUGGGAAGUAGAAGAGAAGAAGAGAAGAACGAGAAAAUAAUAAGAGGUCUCAUGAAGCUGCCUCCUAAUCGUAGGUGUAUCAACUGCAACAGCUUGGUACCUCAGUAUGUUUGUACAAAUUUUUGGACUUUUGUUUGUAUAACCUGCAGUGGAAUUCAUCGUGAGUUUACUCAUCGUGUGAAGUCUGUAUCCAUGUCUAAGUUCACUUCUCAGGAAGUUGAAGCUCUUCAAAAUGGUGGUAAUCAGCGUGCAAGAGAAAUAUAUCUGAAGGAUUGGGACAUACAAAAACAAAGGUUGCCUACUAGCAGCAAUGCUGAUAAAAUCCGCGAGUUUAUAAAGAAUGUAUAUGUGGAUAGAAGAUAUGCCGGAGGAAAGAGCUCAAAUAAUCCUCCAAGAGAUAUGCAGGGCCUUAAUAACCAUGAAGAUGACACAAGGCGUGCCAGUUCUUAUCAUUCAUUUUCUCAGAGUCCACCUUAUGAUUAUCAGUAUGAAGAUCGCCGUUAUGGAAGACAAGUUGGUGCCCUUUCUAGAAAGCCUGGUUCAGAUCGAGGAUAUUAUGUUGGGAGAUUUUCUAGUUUUAUUGGCAGUCCUGGUUGCUUAAGUGAUCAAACAUUUGAGGACAGGUUUGCAAAUGAGGGUUCAGCUCCUCGGGCUUCAAAUUACUCAAUAUCUAGUGGUGGUGACACUUUCAGACCUGGUACAGAGUCCCCAAGUUUUCAGAAGGACAUUGGAUUUAGUAGCCCAAGUAUUCAGUCCUCAAGAGAAGGUUUAGGUGAAGAUGCAAGGCAUCAAACUAUAGAUUUAUUUGCUGAUCCAAUUCCCAAAAGAGAUACGCAAUUGAUUCCCCAUAUCCAGAGAACUAUAUCCCCAACAAGCACGGGAUCAUUUGAUAGCAACUCUACAUCUUUGGAGUCAUAUAAUACAGGAAAUAUGGUUGAUGUCUCAGAACCUCACCAAACUGCUGGAGUCAAUCGGUAUACUGCAUCUACAUUUCCUCGGUCAUCCGGUCCUGUGAAUUAUGGUGGACUGGAUCUUUUUAAUACACCCGAGUCUUCUGCACCUCCACCUACUGAUUUGUUUCUACCAGCAACACCAUGGGUUCCAUCUGCAUCCUCAACAAGCACUGGAUCAUAUGAUAGCAACUCUACAUCUUUCAAAUUGUAUAAUACAGGUAAUGUGGUUGAUGUCUCAGAACCUCACCAGACUGCUGGAGCCAAUCAGGAUACUGCAUCUACAUUUCCACGUUCAUCUGCUUCUGUGAAUUAUGGUGGACUGGAUCUUUUUAAUACACCAGAAUCUUCUGUGCCUCCACCUACUGAUUUGCUUCUACUGGAAACAUCAUUGGUUCCAUCUACAGAAAUGUUUCAGCAACCUGCAGAUGUAGCAACCAGUUUACAUCAACUUCCUCAAAAUACUCCAUCUGUAGACUUAUUUUCUCAGAUUGUGGAGCAGUCCCCAACUGCAAACUUGGGUGUUGAAUCAUCAGAGUUAUCUAUUCCUAAGAAUGAAGGUUGGGCUACAUUUGAUACCCAGCCUGCAGCAUCCAAUUCCAACCCGGGAAUGGAAAUUCAUUCCCUUGCAAAAAUGCCCAGCAAUGGAGAUUUUGCAGUAAAUUUUGACCAAUUUUCAUCCUUAAAAACAAGUAUGCCGGGGCCACUGUUUGAAGGUUCUGGGGCUGCUUCGUCAUUAUCUAGUCCAUGGCAGGAGGGCUUGCACAAUGUUCAAGCUCAAACUGUUGUAACAAGCACUCAGGCAUGGAAUGCUUUUGAAGAUUCUGUUGAACACAUUUUUCUGGAGGAUGCUAGGCAAAAGCAAAGCAAUGAAACAGAAGUACUUGCAUACAAGCCUUCAGUAACUGCCAAUCGCAGUUCAGGCAUAGGAGUUUCUGAGGAUUCUAACAAUGAUGGGAUUCAAGGAGCUGCUCACCAUCCUGGGACCUUUGCUCCUAACUUACCAUUAGACUUUGCCAUGGCACCAUUUGCUCCUCCAUCGAUGCUUCCUAUUAUGGGAGAAAAACAGUUACAUGGUUCUGAUCAUAAAUCAACUAAUCCAUUUGAUCAUCCUUAUGAUUCUGACAUGGAACCUAGCAACAUGUUCUUUGACAUGAGUUCUUUACAAGCAGCACUUCCUAAUCCUGAGUUAUCAUCUACCUUUGUUGCUGGUAAGUCUGAACCAUGGUUUCCCCAGAAUCCCGUGACACCUUUUAUUGCAGCAGCAGCACCACAAGGUGGCCUAGCAUAUGUGGCAGGGCAACCACAAAGCUCUCAAUUACUGAACAUCUCGACACAAGGACCUGUUGCUUCCAUUGGAGGAAAUCCCUUUGCAUAGGAUCCUGUUGGCAGAAGUAGCGUUCCCAUACUUCAGUCGGUAGUUUUCUAGUGCCAAUUGUAGCAUUUGAAUCCCAAAUAUUUUGGAUCCUUUUGUGAAUAACUUUAUCAAUUUCUGAUUGUUUGAUGUAUUCAAUCCAGGUCUAGUGUUUCUUUGUAAUUUAUUUUAGAAUUAUUGAUGGUUAAGUGCUUAGUGGCAGCAGAACAUGGUUCUUCAAAUUUAAGUUGCCACUUAUGUUCUGCUUGUAUCAAUGAACCAAUGGUAUUUUACAAUUUUCUUACAUCUGCCUAAGUGAUCUCUUAAUUUAAUAUAUUAAAAAUUCAAAA